Miscanthus lutarioriparius is the source of this 759-nucleotide messenger RNA. The record is from the annotation of a GenBank genome assembly. Lineage: Eukaryota; Viridiplantae; Streptophyta; Magnoliopsida; Poales; Poaceae.
AUGGUGGGAGAGGAGGCCGGGAGGAGGGGGAUUCCCUCUCUGCUCUAUCCAUCAUCGUACGCUUGCAGCGAAGGGCAGCAGGAGUACAUCGUCUCUGAUGUCACGCAGCUCAUUGGGUGGACACCUCUGAUCGAGCUCAAGCGAAUCGGCGGCAAGGAUGGGGUAGAUGCCCGGAUCAUCGGCAAGGCCGAGGCCUACCAGCCUCUCUGCUCCGUCAAGGAUCGCUGCGCUUUGAGAAUGAUUGAAGAUGCAGAGGAGAGGGGGUUGAUUUCACCUGGUGUCACAACACUCGUGGAGCCGACAGGCGGUAACAUGGGGUUGGGAUUAGUCCUCAUUGCUAUUCGCAAGGGUUACAGGUUCGUUGCAGUUAUGCCAGGUCAAUACUCGCUCGAUAAGCAGAUCCUGUUGAGAUACAUGGGUGCAGAGCUGUAUUUAACAGGUGGUGAACCCGGCAAACACAAAAUUCAGGGAAUAGGACCAGGAUUUGUACCUGAAGUACUGGACAGAUCAGUUAUUGAUGAGGUUGUCACAGUGACAACUGAGGAGGCGAUGGUGAACGCGAGGAGGUUGGCCAGGGAAGAGGGCCUUCUUGUGGGCAUAUCAUCUGGAGCGAACUUGGCAGCUUGCUUGAAGGUUGCAGAGAGAGAAGAAAAUAAGGGAAAGAUGAUUGUCACCAUGUUUCCAACCGGCGGCGAGAGAUACAUGAACUCUGACCUGUUUGCUGCUGUUAGAGAGGAGUGUAUUGCCAUGACAUUUUGA